AGAACACAAACCCCACUUGAUCCCUUUCCCUAUAAAAAGCAAACCCUUUGCUUAUUCUCAAAUCAAAAUUCUUUCUCAAAUCAAUUCGAAAAUUUCGAUGUGUUUGAUAAUGGAAGCGGCGGAUGAUGAUAACAACGGUGGUGUUUUAGUUGCGCCGUCGAAUUUCUCGAUGGUUGAAGACGGGAUUUACCGAUCUGGUUUUCCUAAACCGGAGAAUUUCGGUUUUCUCUCAACCCUUAAUCUUCGUUCCAUCAUAUAUCUUUGUCCUGAACCAUACCCGGAGGAGAAUCUCAAGUUUCUUGAAGCCAACAACAUUAAGCUUUUCCAAUUUGGAAUCGAAGGCAAAACGGAUCCUCCAACUCCUAUGCCAAAAGAUACAGUUUUGGAUGCUCUCAGAGUCUUAGUUGAUGUAAGAAACCAUCCAAUUCUCAUACACUGCAAAGCUGGAAAGCACAGGACAGGUUGUUUGGUCGGAUGCUUAAGAAAAGUUCAGAGCUGGUGCUUGUCAUCUGUGCUCGAGGAAUACCAGAAGAAUGCUGGUGUGAAGUGGAGACAAAGGGAUUUGAAUUUCAUUGAGGCGUUUGAUACCGCGAGUUUGAGGCAGUGUCUCUUGAGCAUUAUGUAUCGUUAUCACGGCUAUGGUUUCAAGAGGAAAAGAUUGGUCCAUGAAGAAGAAAACGUACAGUCGCCGAAACCGCAGGCUGCUAAAGUUUGAAGAAAAAACGAGAGCUAACCAGUGGGAUAUGGUUCUUUGGUUUUUUAAUUUGAGGUUCCAUUGAUCUGUCACUGGAUAUGAUUCUUUCUAGAAGGAUAUAAGUUGAAGAUUCAUAAACAGAAGUUUCAUUUGGGUUGGUUUUUAGCAAUAGUAAGUGUAUAGAAAGGUUACUAUUUCAUCAGACAUUAAAUGCAUGAGAGGUCAAUUAACUCAAUGACCACUAAUGCUUCUUAAGUUGCUUUUAUAUUUAUCUCUUAAUGUGGUUUAUGCUUAGAUUAUUCAAAGACACUCUCUUUCAAUUAAUA
Molecule: messenger RNA, 1020 nt
Organism: Eruca vesicaria subsp. sativa (arugula)
Lineage: Eukaryota; Viridiplantae; Streptophyta; Magnoliopsida; Brassicales; Brassicaceae
Source: the annotation of a GenBank genome assembly